GUUGAUGGGGAUGAUGGUGAUGGGGGUGUGGUCAUUGAUGCAGAUUGUGUCAGCAUCGGUGGAAGAAGCGAUCGCAGCAGUAGUGGUAGCACCACAGCCGCCGAGAUGGUUGCGUACAACUUGACCGGUGAGAUCGGUGUUGCCGGUGGUGGCAUGCUUGGUGUUGAUGACGAGGUUGCAGAUGAUGCGAUCGCUUCACACGGCCAUCAACUGCAACACCUGCAUCAUCACCAUAAGCACCAGGGUAGCAUCGGUAGUGGCAGUGGCUCCUCAGGCAUGUUAGCGAUGGUGUCCACGGCCGGUGGUGGUGGAACAGGAGGCAGUGUGAGUGGUGGGACGGUUGGUGGGACCAUCACCUCAUCGGCAUCGUCUAGUGCGAGCGCUAGUGUUCCGUUGCUGCAGCAUCACCAUCUGCAUCAUCAUCAUCUCCAUCAUCAUCUGCAUCAACAUCUACAACAGGCAGGAAUGGUUUCCGGUGAAACCGAUUCCGCUGGUCAUCCGAUCCCGAGCAAACGGAACAACCUGUAG
Messenger RNA from Anopheles nili, 528 nucleotides. Its product is annotated as GS homeobox 2-like. The transcript has a single exon. Lineage: Eukaryota; Metazoa; Arthropoda; Insecta; Diptera; Culicidae. The record is from RefSeq and is a predicted model, not a curated record. The annotation marks the transcript as partial.